GACUGUCUGCUUUCUGGCAAUAGUGCAAUGGUGUAUCGACUGCCAAUAGCCGGGUCUAGGUCCGUCCAUCCCCGGUAGUUGUGUUGGUUGGAGCUGCUGAAACUUUGGCAUUUUUAUCAUAUUUUAAAAUGGAUCUCACUCAGCGGGUUGAAUGUGCUGACUUCCAGUUGUUUCAGGCUAAUUUAAAAUCAAUGCGAGAAAUUGAUGACAAAAUCAUCAACACAUUGAAUGCAAAACUUCCAACAGAUUUCAGAAGAGAUGAGGUGGACCCUUCAGCAACUUGUAGAGAAUUGUUUGCGGAUCUUACAGCAACAUAUACUCAACGUGAAAAAGUCAUAAAAGGAUGUAUUUCUUUUUCUGCCAACCGUAUUAAGAAUUUGGCCGGAGAGAAGGAGAAGGAUCCCAACAAUGUCUCUGUAAUUAAAGAUUUAAGGAGAGAGCAAACAACGUUGCGGAUGUUGCAGUCUGAACUAAGCGUUGAAGAAAUUGUUAAAGAGAGGUCUCUUAAAGUAUUUCAUGAACGUUGUAGAUCAUUUCUAUCUUAGCUCUGUCUUUUGUAGUGCUCAUUAGAUUUAAAUGUUUCAUAUGCUUUAUUUGAGACUGUAUUAGGACACAAAUGUGCAGUUUACUUUUUCAUUGUCUUUUUUGAAAUAUAUUGUGAGAUUGUUAAA
Molecule: messenger RNA, 671 nt
Organism: Frankliniella occidentalis (western flower thrips)
Lineage: Eukaryota; Metazoa; Arthropoda; Insecta; Thysanoptera; Thripidae
Gene: Ccdc58
Product: protein MIX23
Exons: 4
Coding region: 129-545 (138 amino acids)
Cellular component (GO): mitochondrial intermembrane space; mitochondrion
Source: RefSeq, a predicted model, not a curated record